GUCUGCCCGCCUCUGAAAUGGGCUCAUAACGAACCCCUGACCCCAGGCUCCGCCGCCUAAAGCCAACGCCCUCACCCAAUCCCUCCCCUUCCCUCCCGGGACCCCAGGAGGCGCGGGGACUCUGGAGGCGGCCCUUUCCCCGGGAGGCGCCUGGGUGGCACGGUCAGCGUCUCAGCUCCUGGGGUCUCUGGGCUCCGCGCUGCCCAAGGGGUGUAGAGGGGCCUCUGGAGGGGGUGGGUUCGCUCCAGCCAGAAAGCCCGGAGCCGCCCAGGAAUGUUGGCUCGGACUAAGAGCAUUUCCUCCCAGGCCGGCCGGGCGCGAUCCGGGGAGGGCGGCUGCGGGCAGACGCGGCGCUGCGCUGGGCCGGGCCGGCAACAUGCGGACCCUGCUUGGCGCGCUGGCCGGGCUGGCUUUGCUCCGCGCCGCGGGCGCUUUGGCUGCUGCAGAACCCUUCAGCCCUCCCCAAGGAGACGCAGCUCAGAGCACAGUGUGUGACAGACACAUGGCUGUGCAACGCCGUCUGGUUGUCGUGGAGGAGGUAACAGCGUGGUUUGGAAGGACAUGCGGGAUUGUAGAGAAGACCGUGGAGCACCUGGCGACAGAGGUGAAAGGCCUGCUGGGCCUGCUGGAGGAGCUGGCCUGGAACUUGCCCCCAGGACCCUUCAGCCCGGCCCCCGACCUCCUCGGAGAAGAUGGCUUCUGAGCCCCGGAGCUGGAGCCCAGCAGCUGGAGGUGGUGCCCUUGCCAGGCAGCACCCUCUGAGAGCCAGCCCUGUCCGCUCGCCUUCCUUCCGCAGCUUCGUGUGCAAUAAAAGCUCCUCCUUCUGUCUCCUCUGUCUGCUGACAGAGUAACCCGUUUAACUACAGCCCCCUCUCCCUCCACUUCCAUGCCUGGAGGAGGCCUACAACCCCCCCCCAGGCUCAGACCUGGGGACACCCCCAUUCCCGCCAUCUGUGCUUUAGUCCUCCUUAAUUACAGGAGCAGAUGAGCAGGGGUUGAUUCACAGAGGUGGGGGCUCUUCGAGUGGCCUUGCGUCUAAAAAUGUGGCCAUAGGUGAAAAGCAAGGGGAUCAGGGUCUCAGGCCCCACCCAGACUUCUUAAUCCAAAUCUCCAUUGCAAUGAGACCCCCAGGGAAUUUAUGUGUACAUUAAAGUGGUUUGUUGUUUUUUUAAAAAAAAUUCCUAUGAAGUGAAAUUCAAUGUAAAAUUCAUCAUUUUAACCAUUUUAAAUUGUACAAGGCUGGGGGAAGUGGUUUACACCUAUAAUCCUAGCACUUUGGGAGGCCAAGGUGGGAGGUUCACUUGAGCCCAGGAUUAGGAGGCCAUCCUGGGCAACAUGGUGAAACCCUAUCCCUGCAAAAAAUACAAAAAAUAGCCUGGCAUGGUGGCAUGUGCCUGUAGUCCCAGCUACUCAGGAGGCUGGGGUGGAAGGAUCACCUGAGCCCAGGAGGUCAAGGCUGUGGUGAGCCAUCAUGGUGCCACUGCACUUCAGCCUGGGUGACAGAGUGACACCUUGUCUCAAAAAGAAAAAAUCAUACAAAUGCAGUGUCUUCCGGUACAUUCACAAGUUGUCAGUCAUUACCACCAGUUUCAGAAUACUGUUCAAACUCUAGAAAGAAACUCUGUACCUGUUAUGCAGUCACAUCCCAUUCCCGAUCCCCCAACCCCCUGGAAACCACCGAUCUCUGUCGCCAUGAACUUGCCUAUUCUGGACAUUUUAAAUGCAGUAGCCCGCUUUAUCUGUGGUUUCACUUUCCAUGGUUUCAGUUACCUGCAGUCAACCACAAUCCUAAAAUACUAAACUCCAGAAAUAAACAACAUAUGAGUUUUCAGUUGUGCAUCAUUCUAAGUGGCGUGAUGAAACCUCUCACCUUUCCCCUUUGUCCCACCCCGGACAUGAACGCUUCCUUUAUCCACCAUGGUCCACGCUGUCUACACUUCCUGCCUGUUAGUCACUUAGCAGCCUUCUCAGUUACAGAUCAACCGCCACAGUAUCACAGGGCUUGUGUUCCAGCAACAUUUCUUUUACUUAAUCAAGACCCAAAGUUCAAGAGCAGUAUUGCUGGCAUAUGGUGGUGGUUUUCCAUGCAACUUUCCCGUCACAGAAACUGGCAUAUUGUUCUAAUUGUUCUAUUUUGUUCUUAGCUAUCGUUGCUAACCUCUUACAGUGCCUGAUUUAUAAAUUAAACUUUAUCGUAGAUAUGCAUGCAAAGGAAAAAACAUAGUAUGAUAGGAUUAGAUAUAUUGUGGUUUCAGGCAUCCACUAGAGGUGUUGAAAUGUAUCCCCUGAAGGUAAGGGGGUACUACUGUAAAUAGAAUCAUACGAUACGUACCCUCACUGUAUCUGGCUUCUUUCUCUGAUCAUGUUUUCAAGGGCUGUCCGUAUUGCAGCAUGUAUCAGUGCUUCAUUCUUCUUAUGGAUGAAUAAUGUUCUCUUGUAUGAAUAUACCACAUUUUAUUCAUUUAUUCAUCAACUGAUGGACAUUUGGGUUGUCUGUACUUUUUGGCUAUUAUGAAUAAUGUUGCGAUGAACAUCCAUAUACGAGUUUUUGUGUCAAUAUUUGCUUUUUUAUUUGUUUGGGGUCUAUACGAGAAAGAAAUUGCUGAGUCAUAUGGUAACUCUUACGUUUAAUUUUUUGAAGAACCACCAAGCUCUUGUAUUGCAGCUGUGCUGUUCUAUAUUCCCACCAGCAAUAUUCACUGUGGGUUUUUCCUGAUGCCCUCUAGCAGGUUGAGACAUUUUCCUUCUAUUCUUAGUUUGUUAAGUGUUAUUUUUCUGCAUCAAUUGAGAUGAUCAUGUGAAAUUUCUCCCCUUUCACUUUAUUAAUUAUAUGCAUUAAAGUGGUUUUUUGUUUUUUGGUUUUUUUUGAGACGGUCUUGCUCUGUUGCCCAGGCUGGAGUCCAGUGGUACAAUCUCGGCUCAUUGCAACCUCCAUCUUUGGGUUCAAGCAAUUCUCCUGCCUCAGCCUCCCGAAUAGCUGGGAUUACAGGGUACCCACCACCACACCCGGCUAAUUUUUAUAUUUCUAGUAGAGACAGGGUUUUGCCAUGUUGGCCAGGCUGGCCUUGAACAUCUGACCUCAGGUGAUCCACCCGCCUCUGCCUCCCAAAGUGCCAUCACAGGGUUGAGCCACCGUGCCAGACCUGAUUUUUGUGUAUUAAAUGACGCAUGCAUUCCUGGGAUAACUUUCACUUGGUCAUGGUAUAUGAUGCUUUUAAUAUGCUGCUGGAUUUGGUCUGCUAUCAUGUUGUUCGGGAUUUUUGCACCUAUAUUCAUAAGACUUAUAGGUCUGUAGGGUUUUUUCCCUUGUAAUAUCUCUGUUUGCCUUUGGUACCAGGAUAAUACUGGUCUCGUAGAAUAAGUUAGGAAGUGUUUCCUCCUUUGCUUGCUUAUUUAUUUAUUUAGGUAAGAGUUUGAGAAGGGUUGGUGUUACUUCCUUAAAUGUUUGCUACAAUUUA
Molecule: messenger RNA, 3458 nt
Organism: Callithrix jacchus (white-tufted-ear marmoset)
Lineage: Eukaryota; Metazoa; Chordata; Mammalia; Primates; Cebidae
Source: RefSeq, a predicted model, not a curated record